Messenger RNA from Pseudophryne corroboree (corroboree frog), 5053 nucleotides. RefSeq names its product serum paraoxonase/arylesterase 2-like. NCBI's taxonomy places the organism in Eukaryota, Metazoa, Chordata, Amphibia, Anura, Myobatrachidae. The record is from RefSeq and is a predicted model, not a curated record. Gene Ontology annotation, molecular function: arylesterase activity. The coding region runs from base 103 to 1173 and encodes 356 amino acids. The transcript has 9 exons. Gene Ontology annotation, biological process: response to toxic substance.
UCCCUCUAGUGGACCCGCCCUAUCCCUCUAGUGGACCCGCCCUAUCCCUUAGUCCCAGCUCUUACAGAAUAGCCUAAAAUCCUGUAGACUAGCUCUGCAGCCAUGGGGAAACUGCUGAAACUAACCUUGAUAGGACUCUUCCUGGCUUUUCUAGGGGAGAGGAUAUUACAAGUCACUCGUCGAUUCAACUUCUUUAGAGAGAUAGAACCUGUAGACCUUCCUAACUGUCAGUACUUGAAAGGAAUAGAGUUUGGGUCUGAAGAUAUACAUAUUCUCCCUAAUGGACUGGCCUUUAUCAGCUCAGGUCUGAAAUAUCCGGGUAUAGUAAAAUUUGCACCUGACACACCUGGAGAAAUAUUCCUGUUGGAUCUAAAUGAUGAAGAGAUGCGUCCGACCUCGCUACAUAUCAGCAGAGGGUUUGACGUGUCUACAUUUAACCCUCAUGGAAUCAGCACGUACAUUGAUGAGAAGGACGACACGGUCUACCUUUUUGUGGUGAAUCAUCCUAAUUACCAAACCACCGUUGAGAUAUUUAAAUUCGCUGAGGAGGAAAAUGUUCUUGUGCACCAGAAAACGGUGAAACACGCGCUCCUGCACAGUGCCAAUGAUAUUGUCGCUGUGGGACCUGGGAGCUUUUAUGCCACUAAUGACUACUACUUCACGGAUUUCACCAUGGGGCAUCUGGAACGCCUCUUUGGUUUGACGUGGACAAACGUGGUAUAUUACAGUCCCGGUGAUGUCAGAGAAGUGGCAUCAGGGUUUUUUACUGCCAACGGAAUUGCCAUGUCAACCGACAAAAAGUACAUCUAUGUUGCUGAUGUCAUUGGUCAUACAAUUAAUGUCUUCGAAAAAAAUGCAGACUGGUCUCUCUCUCCAGUAAAGGUUGUGCAGUUGGAUACGCUUUUGGAUAACCUGACAGUGGACCCAGUUACAGGGGAUAUUUGGACAGGAGCUCACCCAAAUGGAUUUAAGUUGAUCUUUUACAAGGCUGAAGAUGUCCCUGGAUCAGAGGUUCUCCGCAUACAGAACAUUCACUCCGAUAACCCUAUAGUGACCACAGUGUAUGCUAACAAUGGCUCCGUGCUCCAGGCAUCGACAUGUGCGUCUGUGUACGAGGGGAAACUUCUCAUAGGUACAAUAUUCCACAAAGCCCUGUACUGUGAGCUGCACUGAUGUCACCUGCUGCCGGACACUGCCCUAAAUUUGAAUGGAAACGGAUUCUUUCACGAUUGUUUUUGCUAGUGACUGGUUUGUACAACUCGUAUGAACAUUUAAAGGAUAACUGUACCGAAGACUAAAAUACUAGUUUAGGCUGGAGAGGAAGACUACUGGGGUCCAGGUGGCGGUAACUCCACCCCAUAUCUAAACUUACCGUCCUGAAUAUUUUAGACCGGCCAAACGGGUUACAAUUCCCUUCCUUCAUAACCUCCCAGUCAUAUAAAUCCAAGGCAGAACAGGCGAUCAGUGCCUACAGAUUACAUGUGGUUUUGUUUUUAGUUUUAACCCCAUCUCCAACCAAAAUGUUAAGUGGGCGGUGUUAACCUUUAACCUAUUACAGUUUUCAACAAACCGAUGACCAUGAUCUGAGGCUCUUACACAAACCCGCUUCACAGGUGAAGCAGAAGAAGUGCCCAAUGUGUAUGCUAUAUUGUUUCAGGGCCUCUGAAUCUAGACUACCGGUUGAUGUAUAUAAAAGACCCACUAAUAACACUCGCAGAUAUAUGUAAAAUAUUAGGCGCUAUCGUAACAGAAAAUCUUUAAGUUGAAGUUGUGAUCAAGGGGGUGAACGUGGGGGGUAGUUCUUACCUAUAUAUCCCCCUUUACCAAACGUUAGUAGCGUAGUUGCACAAGUGGAUGCUGGGCUUAUGACAUCAUAUACAGGCUGUAACGGUGCACCUACCUCAGGUAACCUUUUGGGCUAGCUCAGGCCCCUGCACAUACAAGGUUGAUGACUGAGUGGACAGUAGACUAUCCUAAGUGCAUCAGUACAUUUAACAGUUUAGUUGGUAGAAUUAUCUGUUCCGGACCAUCUCUGGAUAAAAUCCAGUGCCUCUGCGGCUCAGCUUGUCUCCUACUUCUAGUACUCCCUAGUGUAGCUCUGUAUCUGCCGAUCUCCUGCUCUGCUGUUUAUAUGGGGGAUUUUUUAACCCUAUGCUGAUAAUAAACCAAUAAAUCCCCUAGGCGCAGGCAGUGAGGUGAUUGCUGCGGUGUCCUGAUACUAAAGCAAAGACAAAAAGGCAGCGUUAGGAGUGGAUAUACCUCACCGGUAGUGACUCAUAUCUAAUUGUAGACAGCAAAAAGCAUUACCACGUUUAUUUAGACAUAAAACAACUAUAUAAGGUAACAACAGCAAUAAAAACAGCCAGUGGCAUGUGAUCAGAUGAAUAAGAAUCUACGUGCCGCACUGCUGCGGUUCAGUCUGUAAUUCUUUCCUUUAUAGAGUCUCACGUGUGGGAGUAAGUACUGUAUUCAUGAGAAGGAGCAGUUCAAUGCCUGGUUUUCUUGCUAUUGCUAUAUUAUGCGGUCAUUUUAUACCCAAAUACAUGUCAGUACGUUUCCAUGGUAUUUCUUAGACAUUGUUUACGCUCACAUCUAACGUUAGGGCCUCAGUUAUAGGACGUAUAGUUAAGCUGGGUACACAUUAGACCAGGCAUGUCCAAACUGCGGCCCUCCAGCUGUUGUGAAACUACAUAUCCCAGCAUGACCUGACACAGUUUUGCCUUCAGAGAAUGCUAAAGCUGUGUCAGGGCAUGCUGGGAUGGCUAGUUUCUCAACAGCUGGAGGGCCGCAGUUUGGACAUGCCUGCAUUAGACGAUGUGCAAAUAAUGCCAUGCUCGUACCGAUCCCCCUUCAUCCCCAGAACAAACUAUGGGGCUAAUUCAUAUGCCCGCAUUUACUGCAGGUGACACUCAGUAAUUACAAACGCCUCUGCCUGAUUGACAGGCAGAGGAGUUCACGGAGUGGCAACGCUCCAUUUUCAAGGCUGAGACGGGGCAUUGUGGGGGCGUUGCGGGGGUGUCCGCAGCGAAACGGAGGGGGUGUUGGGACGUGUCGACGCGAACAGGGUGCGGAAGGCAGCGCUAAAGGGGUGGCUGCUGGUUGUCACACGAGCCACCCUGAACAUGAGUCGUCACACGAGCCACCACGAAAACAGCCAUGACACGCCUGCAUUUCCUGCUGUCCGCUCCCCCACCGCAGUGUCGCCACCCUGAACCCCCGCCACCUGUCACUCACUUUUCGGGACCUUCCGGGAUGUGAUCGCAAAAAGAAAGUUCAUGUAUGCGCAAUGCACGUCCAUCGAAAAGCGUCCAUCUGCGACUUAAGAACUGAUGCUGAAUGACCCCCAUAGUGCGCACACACUGUGCAAUCGUUCAAACAACCAAGUGGUAUAUCUUGCUUCGUUUGGCCGUACACACUAUGUGAAUUCCACAAAAUUGUUAGGGAUCUUCUCAUUUGCCUGCACGGCAGGAAGAUGAGAAGAUGCGACGAACGACGCAUGGGAGCGCGCAUUAGUGCGUACACAUUAGACGAUGUGGACGAUACGUCAUUCCAAUUCUGCUCAAAAUCGUCCAAUUUAUCAUCUAAUGUGCACCCAGCUUUAGAAUAAUCCAAAUCAGACCUUUUUUGAUCAGAGAGAGCAGUAGUGUGGGUGCGCCGUAAUACUUCCCUCCUGCCUAUAGCAGCCCCCUGCAUCCGCCACCAAACGAGGGUCACUAAUAUCUCAGCAUACAGUACAUGCUCCUCGUAUGUUUUUUCAUAUUGGCAGGACUCUUAUUCAAUCGUGCCGGCUGCCACUGACUUCCAGGUACUCUUCCCCUUGCAGUAAUUUUGGUUAACCCCACAAUGGUGCAUCCUUUUUAGUAGAAAUACUUGAAAAUUCCAAACCAGUCAGAAAGUUCCACUUUUCAGUUGAGCACAAACCUGUCUGGUACGGUUGCCAGAGAAACCCAAUUCAAAUUUGUUGUUUGAAAGUCCACUGGAGGCGGCAGCUCCUGGAUGAAACUGUUCCUGGUUCCGUUUUGGUAUGGCCUCUCAACUAAUUGAGCUAAUACAAUUAUAUGGUCUAACCACUAAAGGAAAGAAACUACAUAAACUACAAUACAGUGGGACUUUUAGUUCAAGCUACUAUAUCAAACCUAGAUGUGGGGAGAGAUGUGUGCUGAGCGAACCGCUCAGCACACAUCUCUCCACCCGCUCAGCACAGCGUGAUGUGUGCUGAGCGUGCGGGGGGGAGACGGGGGUCCGCUCAUUUCACCCAGCGGGUAAAGUGAGCGACCUGCUAGAUUGGCCUGCAUGCAGGCCAAUCUAGCACCAGCGUUAGCGAUGCGCGGGGCUGUACACACGGAGAGAUCUUGCUUAAAAUCUAAGCAAUCUAGUCAGAUUGCUGAGAUUUUAGGCUGGGAUCACUCCGUGAGUACCCCCCUUUAGAAUGGAGAGUUCCUGAUAACAUACAAAUUCCAUUUUAUGGGUUUUCUGUUUGGAAUCUUGAGUAAAAUCGCCUAGGGCAAGCCUAUGAGAAAAAUGACACCAGUGCACAUGGGUAAGGAGACACAAGAGGACAUAAACGGUAAAAUAAAGGGUGUGUCCUUAUCCUUUGUAUCUAUGUGAGUGCGGCAUUAAGUAUAGACUCAUAUACCUGGGUUAUUUUUUCUCGCAGGGAUCAAUUAUCCCUUUUCUGUCUCCUGGAAGAGAAAUUGGGUGCAGCAAAAAUGUGUUUGCUGGAUUAAACCGCCCAACUGCGCCCACGCUUUGAAAAUGGCCCUUUACUUGAAAUAUGAAUUCUUGCCACUGAUUCACCGAAUACCUUAAUGGGCCAAACUUUUUUUUUAAAUGUUUUUUUUUUUUUCUACUGAAGAGCGCUGUUAGUAACCAUGUUAUAUAAAUUAAUUUUUUUGUUAAGUAGUUUCUUCUGGGUAAUUCAAAUCAUUGGUGCGUUUCCUCUUUUUGAAAUUCCAGAAAUGUGACUUUUUCUUAUCUAUAAUUUGAAAUAAGAUUAAUAAAAUUGUACAAUGAUGAAUAAAUGUGUUUGGUAAUAAAAGUCUUUCAUAUAAUA